AUGGGCGGCAUUGGAAUUUGGUGCAUGCACUUUAUCGGUAAUCGUGCCAUCGUCCUCGGAAACGGCGAGAAAGACAUUCAAAUUCUUUACAAUGUCGCUUUCACCGGAACCUCCUUCGUACUCCCGGUGAUCGUGUUACUCGUUGCUUUCUAUUCAGUCGGCGUCGAAGAAAAGGCAUCAUAUGUUCGCAUUUUGACCGGAGGAUUGUUAACGGGAAGCUCAGUCUGUGGCAUGCAUUACGUGGGUCAACUCGGUAUUGCGAACUAUAAAUGUUCAUACCACCCUGCGAACGUCGUCGGCUCUGCCAUCAUCGCUAUUUUCUCUAGUACUGCGGCUCUUGGAAUCUUUUUCCGAUGGAGGGCAUCCUGGACCGAUAGCUGGUGGCGCCGUGGAAUCUGCGCAUGUUUACUCGCAGCGGCGGUUUCCGGAAUGCAUUGGACGGCUACUGUUGGUACGACCUACAAAGAGCGCGAUACAUCCAUGAAGAAUGGAACUCAGCUAUCUCGAAGCCAAGUCGUUAUUAUCUGUGCCGUUUUGGCCUGCGUCUCCUGUGUGAUUUUAUCCGCCUGUGCGAUUGUCGCUGGUGGAAACAGAAGAAGAUCAACAACACGCGCCCACCAGCUUGUCCUCGCGUGUGCAUACUUCGAUCCAGCUGGUCGAGUCAUGGUCACUCCACAAGCUCUUCUUCCCACCAAGAAGAUUGUGGACCAUUACAUCGGACGGACUUUCAAAGAUGAUGAUCUCACUCGCACCCACCCUACCUUCCUCUGGGCAUUCAGAGCCAGUCGAAACUGGGGUGUCGUGAAAGAUCUCAUCCCAUUCAUGCGAAACCGCCUUGAAUCCGAACAGCACGCCAUUCAAAAACACGUUCUGUCCAGAGGAGUUGUCAUGGACAAUGACACGGAGCUGCAGACGAAUUUUGAUACAUUAUUCAAGCAGCUGUUCUGCGUCAGUGCCCAGGAGCUCUCGAACGAACUGCGACAACCCCUGGAGGACCUUGGCACACUGUACGAUGAUGUACUCUCAACAGCAAUUCCAGUCUCCAGAUUCUCUCGUGCAAUGGGCCGCACUUCUCUGAGAACUGGCAAGGGUCAACUGAUGUUUAGCGUUCGCCAGCUCCAGAAAAAUGAGGCGAAUCGCCUGGCAUCGUCUGGUUUCCGAUUUGCAACCAUCGAGCACGUAACAGGUACACUAUCUCGCCGUAUUCAUGUGCCAGAGGUGCAACUCCUCGAUCACCUUCGCGAUAUGCGCGACUAUGCGUCAUCCAACCGGGGCUUCUCAGAAGGAGUCCACCUCAUCUCAUUCGUUAUGCGCCCUACCGUCCAAGACCAUUUCGAAAUCCUCACUACCAAAGGAACUGGAAAUCCCCUUCCCUCAGCUACCUUGCCGAUCAAGAGACUGAAUGUCCAACAUUUGGACCUCCUUUCUCACUUGGAGGGAUGGUCAAUGAGCACCUGUCUCAAAUAUCUUCAGUCCAAAGCAGCCAUCCAAAGUGACAAUGUCAUGGACGAAUUCCGAGAAUACCUAGUGCGAGGAAUAACCUCACUCGCCAGCUCAUUACCAGAAGACAUGCGAUCCGCAGCAACAUUUUCCGCACGACCCCUCGUCGCACCCUGCCACAGCGCAAUUCGCUCAGCAGACGAGAUUCAACAGACCCAACAAUGCACCCUACUCACCUUCUGCGUCGUCGGCACCCUCGAUACCCAAGUCCCCAACCCCGACUUCACCUUCACACCAUUCCGUCUCUUCCGCGUCCAGCAACAAGUCAACGACACAUUCGCCGAUCGUGAAGGCUUCAGCCGCGAGAUCAAUCAAGAACUCUUCUGCACAGACGUCCGCUCAGAAUCCAACGUCUCCGAAUCAGACAUAGCCUCAUCCAAACGCUCCGCAAUCCUCCGCAUGUGGCCAUCACGAAAACCCACAUCCCUCCCAUCGCGCCGCACCUCGCAAGAAUCCCUGGUUGACCUCAAAGCCGCAGCAUUGGGCGACAUCACCGUUCAAAAAGAAGUCAGAGUGGACGUCACCCGUUUGAACGAGAAUAACGCCGUUCAACAUGCGCGCGGAACUCACGACGCGGUCAUCGCGGCUGGCGAUGGAGCCAUCACGCCGACUACCUACGUCGAUGAACUUUACAGCCUCUGCUAUGCCCCGGGAAUUCGCCUGCGGCCGGAUUCGACAUUGCGUACAUCGCGGCACUCCAAUAAAUCAUAA
Messenger RNA from Penicillium manginii, 2211 nucleotides. RefSeq lists its product as uncharacterized. The record is from RefSeq and is a predicted model, not a curated record. The transcript is spliced from 3 exons. The coding region runs from base 1 to 2211 and encodes 736 amino acids. Lineage: Eukaryota; Fungi; Ascomycota; Eurotiomycetes; Eurotiales; Aspergillaceae.